Helicoverpa zea (corn earworm) is the source of this 3260-nucleotide messenger RNA. RefSeq names its product lysophosphatidylserine lipase ABHD12-like. NCBI's taxonomy places the organism in Eukaryota, Metazoa, Arthropoda, Insecta, Lepidoptera, Noctuidae. Gene Ontology annotation, biological process: monoacylglycerol catabolic process; phosphatidylserine catabolic process. Gene Ontology annotation, molecular function: monoacylglycerol lipase activity; phosphatidylcholine lysophospholipase A1 activity. Gene Ontology annotation, cellular component: endoplasmic reticulum membrane. Bases 702 to 1826 code for a protein of 374 amino acids. The record is from RefSeq and is a predicted model, not a curated record. The transcript is spliced from 10 exons.
CCCAGACUUAGUAAAGAUCUUGAGGUCGGCUAUCAGUCUUAUUGUUUGUUUAAUUUUGUUUAGUCUAAUUUCGACAUUCUAGAAUCUAAGUUAGUUAUUUAGUGCCUACCAAGUUCUUACAACGGUCAUUUUUGGAAUGUUUUAGCUGCAUUUACAAUACUUCAAAACUAUCUUCCACAAGACGCAAGCAGUGCGAUUACAACUAUAUUAAAGUCUUAGUAGAUACAGCCAAUAUAGGUUUCAAAUGCUAGUUGAGAGUAAUAGAAGUAUAAUAACGAUUGUUUUAAAUAAGCUUGAUCCUCCAGCAUCUUUUAUCUACAUUUCCGAACGACACUGACAACGUCAAACAAAAUAUGACGAAUAGGAAAAUCACUUGUCAAAAUCAAAUGUCGUCAAAAGUUCGAAGGUUCGAUUCAUGAAUUGCAUUUAUUAAUUUGUAAUUAUUGGUCGUUUACUAACAAUUUAAAUAUAAAACGAACAAUAAUUUUGUUAAAAAAACAUUCUAGCUCAGUUCCAAUAUUGUUUGUUCAUAUUGUUUAUUUCAUUAUUUCACGAAACCUUACGUAGACAUACGCACGUAUUUAAAGUUGUGUAUUUUAUAUAUUGUUUUAUUAAUAAUUUUUGUAACAAGUUUUGUGUGGUAUAGUUUUUGUUGUGAUAAUACCUUUGUUUGUUGUUUUUAUAUUUUUUUAACAUUAACCAUGGUAGAAUUCGGAGGACUGAUAAUUUGUAUACCUCUUUACGCCGCUGGGAUACUACUCCUAGGUGCAUCUCUGUCGGCUGGCGUGUUUAUAUUCCACAUAGCUGUCGUGCCUUUAAUCUUCAAAUACUGCAAGGCCUUUAGAAGAAAUCUAGUCUUCGCUAAUUUUGUACAAUGGCCACUCCACAUGAACUACGAGGAGCCGUCGGCGUCCGGCAUCGAGGGCGCCAGAAACCUCAGCAUAGAGUACCAGUCUAAGGUCAACAAAUGCAAGAUUAGGAUCGGAAUAUGGCACAUCCUGCCGCGGUCGUCGUACGAGCGACUGAAGCACUCGUACGACAAAUACGACAAGGACGCCAUGGACAGAGUGCUGGGGGACGAACUGGCCAGCUCUAAGACUCCUGUUAUAUUGUACUGUCAUGGUAACUCGAACUCUCGCGCGGCGGUGCACAGAAUAAUGUUGUACAAGUUUUUCCAGAAGAUGGACUUUCAUACUAUCACAUUUGAUUACAGAGGUUACGGCGACUCGACAAACAUCCAGCCAUCGGAGGCGGGCGUGGUGGAAGAUGCACUGGUGGUGUACGACUGGCUUCACUCCACUCUUACACAUAAUAAAAAUGUCUUUGUCUGGGGACACUCUUUAGGCACAGCAAUCUCAUCUCACCUAGUAGGCAACUUACAGGAGUUGUCAGUCAGACUACUAGACCGACCCACUCCGUUACCCAUGCCCAAAGGACUGAUACUCGAAGCGCCUUUCAAUAACUUGGCUGAUGAAGUGGCGAAACAUCCACUGUCUAAGCUAGUAACAUGGCUUCCCUACUACGAAGCGACGUUCGUGGCGCCAUUCCGUGCUAACGACGAGCAGACCUUCAAGUCUGACGAACAUUUGUCCAAGGUCAAAUCUCUGCCGGUGCUCAUUCUGCACGCCAAGGACGAUAUUGUUGUGCCUUUCAUUGUGGGCGUUAGGUUAUACCGCUCCAUACAGCAGUCCCGUAGUUCAAAAGACGCGAGCAUCACUCUACACGCGUACGACAAGAGUCAGAACUUGGGACACAAGUGGAUAUGCAGGGCGUCUGACCUGCCGCAAGUUGUUGGGGACUUCGUGAAUAAUCUGUCAGAAAAAUAAAAACUAUCAACGAUCGUAAUAAUUGUUGUCUAUUGCCUUACAAUAAUAUAAUGACACUCGAUUUCAAUUAUUAUUGCCUUAUAUUAAAAUACAAUAAGUUCCUUCGAAGACUAUUUUGUACGCAAUUUUACCUCUUUUUGCAAGACUUACGGCCAGUUUCUUCAUCAAAAGUAAAAGUCAAAGUAAUGUCAAAAGUAAAAGUAACGGUCAAAUUCGUUUUUUCUAUUAGUUUUGCUGUUACUUUGGCCUUGAAAAAACGAAUUUGACCGUUACUUUUACUUUAGACAUUACUUUGACUUUUACUUUUGAUGAAGAAACUGGCUGUUAAAGAUGUAGGUAAGAUUUAGAAAUCGGGUAAAAUCGAGAGAGAAGAGUCGAUAUUACUCACGGAGAACAAAACGACUAUCGGAGAUGUCAUAACGCAAAAUCACCUAAGAAAGUAGCGCGACAACAUGCGGGUGUUCGGGGGACGAGGAACGUUACUAGCUCCGAACUUUUUAAAAUUAAAUCACCAAUUAAUCAAGACCAUUCUUUGACAGAUUGGUUUUGUUUUAACAAGGAACCCAAACGUCUCGAUAGUUCUAGUAACUGAUUACGCCUGCCUUGCUUGACCUACAAGAAGGCGCCUGACCUGCCUUCCUUAUGGGAUCUCCGCUAUCUUUCCUUCCUCCGUGAUAUUACUUAAUUAGUUAGGGCAAGUAAUUAAUAUCUACGUGUCCUAUUAGAUAGCUAAAUAUACAAUUAAAAUGGCUGAAAUUAUAUAUGGGAGCUUUAUUAUUAUUUAUUAAAAUGUCAUGUUUUUGCAAGUUAGUGCUGGUAAUGUAAAAAAAUAUUUGAAUCGCUACAAAAAUAAUGUUAUUCACAACUAAAUAACAUAUGAAAACCCCCCAAAAAUGGUUUACCACUUUCUAGUGUUGACAUAAAUAAGUUUUUUUUACAAAGAAUUAUCGGCCUUAAAACAUACUCAUAAGGUUUAGAAUCGCUUAGCAACGAUAAAACUGGCCUAAAGUUAAUAGUACUUAGAAAUAAAAUUCAUGACAAUAUAGGAUUAAAUAGUGCAUAAUAAUAUUUUCCUAUUGUAUGUGACCAAAGUAAUGUAUUAAAUAAAAGUAAAGAGUUUUUUUUCGUUUUUAACAUAUGAAACGGCUGGACCGAUUUGGAAAACUUUUCUAAUUUUCAUCCAAAUUGAGAACCUCUUUUUUGCAAAGUCGGUUAAAAUUGAUUAGUGAGAUUUUUUUUCAAUAAUAAUUUUGUCACAAAGGUAAUGUGGUAGUCAUCAUGUAAUGAUGAAUAUAAAAUAUUGAUUUUGUAUUGAAGUCAAAAUGGUUGUUUUAUUGUAUUACUGAAUUUGUCAGCGUUCUUUUGUAGGCAGUUUUAAUUGUUUUGUAAUUUAUUUAUUAAGUUAAAGUUCAAUAAAUGUUCUCAUUUAAAUAA